UUAUUCCGUAUCCAAGGUUUAUGAACAGGUAAUACUUUAGUUUGAGUUUACUAAAACCGGAGAGAGCUCACGGACAAAAUAAGGACGCCAAAGCAUGGCCGCCCCAGUAGUAACGAUACAGCCAGGAGGUUCCAUCCAAAUCCCUCAGAACGUCCGGCCAUGGUCUUCAGGACUUUGUGGAUGCUUUGAGGACUGUGGCAGUUGUAUUUGCGCCAUGUUCUGCCUGCCGUGCAUGCUGUGUCAACUCGCCUCAAGGCUGAACGAGACUUGCUGCGUGCCUUACUGCUAUGGGCAGAUGGGCGUGGCAGCCAUGCGAGUCAAGCUGAGAACCAUGUAUGGGAUACAGGGUUCCAUUUGUGGUGACAUCUGCGCCACCUGUUGGUGUGGACCUUGCGUGGCUUGCCAAAUGUCACGUGAGCUGGAUGCAGUGGGCUUGUAAGCAGACGACAGCCAAUGAAAACAGAUUCAGCGAAACACCAUCAUUAAAAUUUCAAACAUUCCGACCAGUAUCACGUUUGUUGAUACCUAACGACAUUCCAGAAAUAUAACUGCAGCAGUGAUUAUGAUAACGCUUACUGUGCUAUUGAUUUGAUAUGAACAUUAUAUGAUUUAAUUUUUUUACCUGUAUUUCCUCAAGAAUUACUUAGAUUUCUUAAAAACUGUUAGGACUAGAAAUGAUAUAUAUUUUCAGUGAAUUUCUAUUUUCUAUCUUCAAAUGAUUCAAUACACAAUUUAAUUUUUACUGCUGUUUUUCAUAGUAUCAUUUAUUAAUAUGUUCAAACACGUCCGCAUAGCCUGCGUCUAAUUAUUUACACCUACAGGUACCAGGGUGGUGAGUAAACCAACUGACACGUAACCGGCCUUGCUUUAGUACGUGCACAUCAAAUGCGGUUUACCAUUCGAUAUCAAAACAAGACUCUUUUUUAGUCACCUGACGCCUUUCUAUCAGUGGCACUUGUCUAUAUUUUGACAAAAGCGACAGAGCUGAGUCUAGACAAUGCCUAGCAACGGGAACGUUUAUAUUGUUACGCGAAUUUUUUUCUAUUAGGUUUCAAUAUGGUUCUUUAAAAUAAUCGUGGACCCAAGCCAACCGAAGUUUGGAAGAGAGAUAAACAGGGGCUAUUUACUGAUAGUAUAUUUGAUUAAAAUUUGAGCAAGGCUUCAAGAUUUUAAUUGGUGAAUUUGAUCACAUUUCCAUUUGAUGACUUAAAAUGUGUGCCAAUAUCGGAGAUGAAGACCAAGUCCUAUAUACAUGUAUAUGUACAGCUACAAAGCAAAAGUAAAAUGUAUAUGAGUAUUCGGUUGGAAACA
This is a messenger RNA of Lingula anatina, 1311 nucleotides long. Its product is annotated as placenta-specific gene 8 protein-like. NCBI's taxonomy places the organism in Eukaryota, Metazoa, Brachiopoda, Lingulata, Lingulida, Lingulidae. The record is from RefSeq and is a predicted model, not a curated record.